Podarcis lilfordi (Lilford's wall lizard) is the source of this 3575-nucleotide messenger RNA. The record is from the annotation of a GenBank genome assembly. Lineage: Eukaryota; Metazoa; Chordata; Lepidosauria; Squamata; Lacertidae.
AUGCGGCCAGUUAUAAGUGCGGCCAGUAACCCAAAACUCCAGCGAUUUCCGACCCUGGAGACGCGAAGGAAACCCAAAACCGAGCCCAUUAGCAAAUGAGUUUUCUGUCGUGGACGGCUUCGUUCCCAUCCACUUGCCGCUCUGAAAAAUAGAUCACAUUUCGUUAUCUUUAGUGGGAAUCUGCAACGUGAUACCGGAUCUCACCCUCUCUGAGCUGCUAAGCGCAGAGGAAAGAGAACGAGAGAGAGACGCAGGGAGGGAGCGAGAGAGAAAAAGAAGGAAAGAAAGGAGGGGUGCGGAGGGUUGGCUUAUUUCUAAACAAUAAAGGACUUGUCUUCUCUCUCUCACAACCCCUUUAGCUCUCUUUUUUCCUGCUUUCCUCCCUCUCUGCGCUUCCUCCUCCCCUGAAAAAUCAAAACCACUGAAAGAGAAGAGGGGCGCUAUUUUGGAGACGCGUCCACCGCGCCGACGCUGAAAAGCGUUUCGUGCAAAAAGGCGUCUGAAAGGAGGGAGAGGAAGAAAAACCCCGAAGGAGGCUCGGGGGACCGGCUGGCCAUCGCUGCCCUCCAGACACCUGUGAAAACAAAGCGGGUGUCACCCUGCGAGCUCUGGAGGAGCCCAGGAAAGAGGGGAGCGUCGCCAGGAAGCCCGCGGUCGCUCCUCCAGAUGUUUGUGGACCGCAACGCGCAUCAGGCCCGGCUGGUCAAAGAGGACAGGGAGAAGCGGAGGCUAACAACAUCUGAAGGGCCACAGGCUCCCGGCCUUGUAGUGAAAGAUGCGCCUUUUCAAGCUCUUCCCAAAACGCCCCGCGUAACGCCAUUCCCACGCAUUCCGCGCGUCGCGUUUUGCAAUCAAACCACAAGGAAACAACUCAUGGGAGAGGAGAGGUUUCUUCCAGAAAGCCAGACCGUGUGCAAGUAGGACUAGGACCUGGAAGAAAAUGAUGGGCUAUAAAGGCAAUUAAUAGAUGCAAUAAAUCCCUGCAUUGCAGGGGGUUGGACUAGAUGACCCUUGGGGUCCCUCCCAACUCUAAGAUUCUAGGAAAUAUAUGUGUGUGAGAGUAGAGGACAUAGCUGUCAACUUUCCCCUUUUCUUGCGAGGAAUCCUAUUCGGAAUAAGGGAAUUUCCCUUUAAAAAGGGAAACGUUGACAGCUAUGGUGGUUGUGCGCCCCGUAUGUGUUUCAGCGGCUCAAGGGCAGGAGAUGAGCGGCUGCUCUGGUUGCAGUCCUCGUGUUCAGACGCGUGUUCAGGAACGAACGUCUGAACGAAGUGCGGGAGCCUUCAGGAGCACCGGCUUCCACGCACUCUGGGAUACAGAAGGAAGGCUCCCUCGUCGCCACCUAUACUAACCGGUAAGGCAGAACAAGCCAGAUGUCAGCGCCUAGGGGUACCAACUUGAAUAAAAUAUUGGGGCAGCGGGGGGCAAGGAAGUCCUGCCCCGCGCAAUCAAUCACGCAACGCGGUGCACGGGCACCAUGUGAAUGGGAAUACCCAUCAACUUGGGGGGAGACCCUCCCCCUCAAAUAUUUUAUUGCCCCCUAGCAGUUGGCUCACAUGGUGAGCGCUGAAUAGUUACCCCCGCCUACAGCAGUAACGUCUGAAGGCAAAGGAGCACUCGCGUGUACAGGAUUCCAGAUUCCACGCAGGCUCCCUCCGUUCAGACGUUACAUGCAGGAGCUAGAGGGGAGGGGAAAUGUUGCUGGUCAGCGGCGCCUUCUCCACUUGCCGGUUCUCCUCAACUGUGAAGUCUGAAGGAGGGUUAAGUUAGUAACUUGCCCCAGGACGCAUCCCGAGUUCGUGGCAGAGGGGAGAGCUGAGCUCGAGUCCAGAGACUUCAAAAAAUCUGUUACCGCCACCGCUUCACUGAGGUGCUUUUCCCGGUAGUCAGUGGGUAGAAAAGCCCCUGAGGGUUUUCGCAGAAAUCCCAGGCAACAGAGAACAUUUCAGGUUUUUAAAAUAAAGCGCGAGCGGCCCCGUCCUUUCUCCCUUACAGCAAAACCCCAGCCCCUGUUCCAAGGGGCCUUCCUCUUGCCAGAAUUCAGGACUGCGACCUUUUUAAACGGGAUAUGAGGUUCGGGAUGACAAAGCAUCCAGUCUCCCGGCUGGAAAGUCAGUAUGGAACAUCGUAGAAUUGUUGGAAGGGACCCGAGGGUCAUCUAGUCCAACCCCGCAACGCAGGAAUUUCAACUGAAGCAUCCAUGGAAACUGCCUUAUAUACUGCAUCAGACAAUUGGUCCCCUUUGGCCAGUAUUAUCGACACUGACUGGCAGCGGCUGGUCGGGUUUCAGGCAGGAGAUGCCGGGGAUCGAACUGGGCACCUUCUGCCCUCCAAGUCCGAUCCUAAGCAGGCUGGCUUGGGAAGGGAGCCAGCCAAUCCUCAGACAGUCAGGUGGGCGGGGCUGGGGCUUAAAUCCCCUGAAAUACGAAGCCCUGUGGGUUUGUUCUCCGGCUUGGGAUAGACAUCUCUCUCUCCCCACUGACCCCAUCCCGCCCCAUGGUGGCGUCUGGCAUCUUGCAGAGGAGCUGCAAGCCGCGUUCGAUUAGGGGUUAGACUAGAUGACCCUCUGCCCCCUCUUCCAGCUCUACAGUUUUGUGAUUCUAUGCCUUCGGAAAACAGCAAUGAACCAGCUUCCCUGAUGAAAAUGGGACUUAAUUUUGGUGUCACUACCCAGCGCUCUCUCUCUCUCUCUCUCUCUCUCUCUCUCUCUCACACACACACACACCUGAGAAACAUGCAAGGCUGCCACUGACGCGAGUUCCCACAAACUCUCAAAGAAGCAGCGGUUCCCACGAUUAAGGUCAUGUUGCACACAAAAGUCCCCUCCGCUAAAUAGCCACUAAAACGUGUUGUCUCCCCACCACAUGGGUUAUAAAUGAUCAUGUGAUUCUCCCUCCCAUCUCUUUUACUCCCCUAAACCUAAAAACGCUUCCUUUUGGAAUCGCUCCCCUCCCACUGAAAUCUUGUUUUACUUCCGUGCACAGGAAGCGGGGCACGAUCCAACUCUCUCUCUCUCUCUCUCUCUCUCUCUCUCUCUCUCUCUGAAGUGUAUUACACACAUAUGGGGGGGAGCAUCAUUUCCCCUGCAAAAUGUCGAUAUAUUCUCAUUGAUUUCCAGGGGGCGAGGUCUACACGCGCACAUUCCAGGCUGUAAAAUGAAGUCGCGCUUACCAGGGAAAAGUUCAGCCCCACUGGACACAGUGGGGGGUUAUUCCUCACAGCCAAAUAAAUAUGCCGCCGCCUGGGCGCUCCCUCCCCCGCCAGUUUCAAGGAAUGUGCUUAAACAGGGCUGGAUCCGCGCGUCCUCUGCUUGCCGGAACCGGAGCGAAAACAGGAGCCAGUCCGGAUCAAACGUCAAUCAGACGAGCUCCACAAAACGGGGACGCGGAGACUUGGAGACCAGGUAAUAGGGCACGUGCCCCCCCCCGUUGCUCCCCCCCCUCCCACUGCCCAGAUUUCCGUCCUCCGCCCACGUUAUUCCUCCUCUCUUUCUUUCAGAGGUUUCAAUCAUCGUGAAAAUCAGCCAAGGGCGCAGCACCAGCGCUCCCUCCGCCUCCUCCGCCUCCUGCGCCACUAA